AUGGACCAGAACAUCAAGGUGAGGUGUUCCAGGCAGCUGAUCCCCACCCUCACACUUUAUCUUCUGGGCUGCCUUAUUCCUGCCUUAACCUUGCCUACAACAGAACCUCCACUGAUGGAUGGCCACCCGUUUGUGGUCAUAUGGAAUGCUCCUACCAAUGUGUGCAAGCAGCUGGAGAUCCCUCUGGACACCUCGGUUUUCCAUGCAGUGACCACUCCGGCGGCCGUUCCUGGUCAGUUCCUCACCCUCUUCUAUGUAGACCGGUUGGGCCUCUAUCCCCACGUUGACCCAGUCACCAAACAAGAGUACAACGGCGGAAUUCCUCAGAAGGGCAACUUGACAGCCAACCUGAUGAAGGCCAGUAAUGACAUCGCCCACUUCAUGCCCUCAGACUCCAUCCCUGGCCUGGCCGUUAUCGACUGGGAAGACUGGCGCCCGAUGUGGGAGAGAAACUGGGGAUCCAAGGAUAUCUACCGGCAGCUAUCCAUCUCUUACGCUAAAGAGAAAGACCCCACUUUGCCUCAAAACCAAGUCACCCCAACUGCCAAGAGGCAGUUCAAAACCGCUGCUAGGAACUACAUGCAGGAAACCAUGAUGCUUGGGAGAAAUAUCCGGCCGAGCCAGCUGUGGGGCUUCUACCUGUUCCCCGAUUGCUACAACUACGGCUGGGAGAAGCCGGGUUACACGGGAACAUGUCCGGUAAACACCCAGAAACUCAACGAUCAACUGCUGUGGUUGUGGGAAUCCAGCACAGCCCUCUACCCUUCCAUCUACCUGCCCCUGUCGCUGAGCGACAGCCCCAACGCGGCAUACUUUGUGCGGAAUCGCAUUCAGGAGGCGGUGAGGGUGGCGGCACUGACCCAGCGCCCGUACACUGUGCCCAUCUACGUGUACUCACGCCCGCUCUACCGCGACCAGAACAAACUGUUCCUCAGUCAGGAGGACUUGGUUAGAAGUGUAGGAGAAAGUGCAGCCCUUGGAGCCUCAGGAACAGUGAUGUGGGGUGCCAGUGCAGACUACCAUGGCAAGGCAGAAUGUGAAGCUCUUUCUGCAUACUUGACAAGCACCCUGAACCCCUACAUCGCUAAUGUGACUGCCGCCGCUAAGCUCUGCAGUGAUGUCCUGUGCCAGGGCAAUGGCCGUUGUGUCAGAAAGAACUACGAUUCCACAGACUACCUUCACUUAAACCCUGACAACUUCCAUAUCCUGAAGUUGGAAGAGAAGUACCUGGCUGUUGGCUUGCCCUCCUCUGCAGACCUCAAUCUCUUGGCCGAUAAAUUCACCUGCCAAUGCUACACUGGUCACACCUGCUCAGACAUAUUAUCUUAUCCAAGCAAGCCAAUAGCCAUUCAGGUUUAGCAUACUGUACAGUUUGUACACUACAUUAUCACAGCGAUUGAUUUGUAAAGUCAAGACAUGUCCAUGUAGUGUGACAAUGUACUGUAUGUAUACCUAAAAUCAGAGUCAAAGUAUAAUUCCAUGUGAUUCACAAUAAGAUUAUAUAUGAUUUUUCUGGAAUCCAGGACUUGAAUAUUUGA
Osmerus eperlanus (European smelt) is the source of this 1538-nucleotide messenger RNA. RefSeq names its product hyaluronidase PH-20-like. NCBI's taxonomy places the organism in Eukaryota, Metazoa, Chordata, Actinopteri, Osmeriformes, Osmeridae. The coding region runs from base 1 to 1359 and encodes 452 amino acids. Gene Ontology annotation, molecular function: hyalurononglucosaminidase activity. The transcript is spliced from 3 exons. Gene Ontology annotation, cellular component: acrosomal vesicle. Gene Ontology annotation, biological process: carbohydrate metabolic process; hyaluronan catabolic process. The record is from RefSeq and is a predicted model, not a curated record.